Molecule: messenger RNA, 2108 nt
Organism: Gadus morhua (Atlantic cod)
Lineage: Eukaryota; Metazoa; Chordata; Actinopteri; Gadiformes; Gadidae
Exons: 8
Coding region: 876-1901 (341 amino acids)
Source: RefSeq, a predicted model, not a curated record
UGUAGAAAACAAGCAAGGUGCUGUCUUUGAACAAUUUAUUAUGCUCUCAUGGUGCUUUCCCGGUCUUGUACCGGCAAAAGUCUGCAAUAGAGAUAAAGAAAAACCCGCUAAAACAUGGUUUCUCAACGGGGGGCGUUCGAACCAUAUUAACUAGAUGCCUUAUUACAGUGGCGUCCAGAACGUCACCAUAGGCAGUGUCAUGCCAAAUGUACUUUUUUUUAUUACUUUUUAAAUAGCCAUAACUUGCUCAAUUUUCAACCGAUUUACAAACGGUUUGGUUUAUUACAAACGUUAUUAACGUGGUUAUGAUAUUUAAACGUAAAUCAUUGUAGAAUUCCUUACAGUUAAAAUUAGGUUACCGUUUCGAAACGUAACUAUCAUUAAAACCGUGAUAACUGUGUGAUAUGACACUUUCACAGUAAAUUUGUCCAGAAUCAACCACAGUUAAUAACACCCUCCCAGGCAUAGGUGUAGUGUUAAUGUUAAUGCAGUUAGUUAAUUUUAAUGCAUAUCUGAUAUGGUUUUCUUAUCAUUAGGUAAUGGCUAUAUUAACAUUGUAUUUUUUUGCACAUUGCUGCUAACUUUGUUUGUGACUGAUUGAUGGUUGACAGUUUUUUCUUUUCUCCCUGCAGCUCCUUUAUAGUCAACCCCCACCACACGUUAUCGUCGUCAUUUUGAAUACCCAAAGGCACUUUUAAGAGCCACGUCCAUCUGUCUGCCUUUCUGUCUGGCUGUCUGUCUAUCUAUCUGCCUGUUUGGCUGUCUAACUGUCUGUCUGUCUGUCUGUCUGCCUGUCUGUCUGUCUGUCUGUCUGUCUGUCUGUCUGUCUGUCUGUCUGUCUGUCUGUCUGUCUGGGUCAGUCUGUUUGUGUUGCAAUGGCCAUGAGACAUACCAUUGACCGCCAGCAUCCCAGCUACAAAGAGGGGAAACGUAAAUUGCUUGAAAGUAAACAAGACCACCUUAUAGCUGAAGCUGAGAGAGCCGUUGAGGAGAGGAAACGUGCGCGUUCUGGUGGAGGACCUCCAUGUGGCUCCACUAGUGACGGUGCAAGACGAGGCAAGCCGAGGGGGAGGCGUGGAGGGCGACGCGGAGGGCGACGCGGAGGGCGACGCAAAGCCUCAGCCACAGUCACGUUCCCCCCAGCUGAGUGCUCCCCGUCAUCCCAUGAGGACGUUCCGCUUACUGUACCUUCAGCGCAACUGAAUCCUCAAGAGGCAUUUGAAAAGUUUGUGGAGAGGCUUUCAUCUCUAAAUGCCUCUGGUCCUUCUGCCAAGCCUCAAAGAAGCUCUGCAUCUUCAUGGACUUUUCGGCAGCAGAAAGCCUCAGAGCGCUGGACAGAAGCACGACCAAACCACCUACAAGGCCUCAUUGAAAAGGAGGCUGUUGGUCAUCCCUUGUGUUGCCUCUGCCCCAAGCCGGCUGUUAUUAGGUGCAGAGAGUGUCUCCCUGAAGAGUGGUUCUGUGGGGACUGCGAUGUACUGCAUCACAAAAAACAGCCACUCCACAACAGGGAAUGUCUGAUACGUGGGUUCUUUGAACCCAUUCCUCCAACCACACGCGUCAUGAAAGGGGAGGAUGGAUAUUUCACUCAGGAGCAAGGACGUUAUGACUUGCAUCAGCCACUGUAUGUAUGUCAGACGUGCCAGCAGCAGAGGACCCCUGACAUGAAGCACUUCCUUCAGAGUGGAUAUUGGCCAGCCUCUCUCAAUACUUCCACGUUGUACACGUUGGACCUCUUGAGCUCCUUUCAGGAACUGAAAGUAAUCUCUCCAGACGUGAUUCUCCAGACAGGCCUUCGCAAAGCUCCUGGAGCAUCGCACCAAGUGUGGAGGACGAUCUGGACAUAUCAAAGGCGACACCCUGCAGCGCAGCUUCUUGGAGUUUUCAUAUGCUUCGUUUGAGAAGGACCAACUCUGCUGUGGUGCUGUUCUCACCUGCCCAGCCUGCACACCAGAAAUGUUGGCUGUUUCAGUAGAUGGAAACAGAAAGUUAUAUCGCUUUCGCCGAAAUGGAAGUUCUGGUGACCAUGCCUUUUUUGAAGGUUUAUUUGUGGCUGAAGACAGUGCAGUGUCUGGAUUUGUGGACAUGAUCCAGAAAGCUGUGAAAAA